GAAAAAUAAAACCCUCAUCCUCACUGUACAGAUUUGACUGCCAAUUCAGUUAUUUCUCUUUUUCUGAAACGUACAAUAGUUGAGAGCAAACUUUAAUUCCUUUCAAUUGCGGAGAAAACAGGACACGCUAGUUUCAUUUUUCCCAGUCACAGCUGCUGAAUCACUCGCAUGUGUUUGUCGUGGAGUUGUUACUUUGAUUUUCAUUUUCCAGCUUAUUCGCUUGGUACUCUCUUAGAUAUCGUUAUGGUGGAUGAUACAACGGCUCCAAGUUAUUGGUUGAACUGGAGAUUCUUGCUCUGUGCACUAUGGAUUCUGUUAGCCAUGUUGUUUUCUGCAUUCCUCAUAUGGAGACACGAAGGGCAUAGGGAAUCCGGUGGGGAUCAGCAGGAAGCAGCAGGGGACUUGUACUGGGAUGAAGUUUGGGGGACUUGCUGGAAAUCAAUCCAUCCUAUUUGGUUGCUUGCUUAUAGACUACUUGCUUUCUCUCUGCUAUUUGCUGUGCUUCUAGCUGAUCUAAUCAUCAGUGGUGUUGGCAAAUAUUAUUUUUAUACUGAGUGGACGUUUACUUUGGUGACUAUUUAUUUUGGGCUUGGUUCUUCACUAUCAGUUCAGGGCUCUCUGCGUUGCCGCCAUGAAGUUGAUCCAGAUAGGAUUAGGAAUAGUUAUAUAUCGGCCAAUGCAGAGCGUGGCUCUUAUGUACCACCCCAACUUGUGGAGCAGGGAGAUAUACCCAACCAAACUAGAAGCUCAAAUUGUUGUGGUGAACCUGAUUGCAGAACUGCGGCAUCCAUAUGGGGCUAUAUCAUGCAAGUAGUAUUUCAGAUGUCUGCUGGGGCUGUGAUGCUCACUGAUUCUGUCUUUUGGUUGGUACUCUAUCCAUCUCUCAUUGCCAGAGGUUACAGAUUAAGUUUUCUAAUUGUCUCCAAGCAUUCUGUCAACGCCAUCCUUCUCCUUGGUGAUGCAAUUUUGAAUCGCCUGAGAUUUCCCUUCUUCCGUAUGGCAUAUUUUGUUUUAUGGACGUGUAUCUUUGUCAUUUUCCAGUGGAUCAUACAUGCCUGUGUAUCAAUUUGGUGGCCCUAUCCUUUCAUGGACUUGUCGUCUCCAUAUGCUCCUCUGUGGUAUUUAGGCAUUGGCCUUCUGGCCCUUCUCUGUUAUGGAAUAUGUUUUUUCAUAUUCAGAGCAAAACGGAGUUAUUCAUCAAGAUAAAAUACUCAGAUGCCAUCGGAGUGCUUGAGAGCUUAAGCGAUGUGGCUGCAUAUAGGUCCUCCGCAUUUGUCCACAUUUCGCAUAACAUUGUUGAGUGAUAUGAGAUAUGUGUAACUUUUACCAACUUAUAUAAGCUCUAUUUUCAUCUACAGUUUUGUAAAUAGAGCCUGAUUAUACCAUAGACUCCCAUUUUAUGGAGUA
Molecule: messenger RNA, 1407 nt
Organism: Salvia hispanica
Lineage: Eukaryota; Viridiplantae; Streptophyta; Magnoliopsida; Lamiales; Lamiaceae
Cellular component (GO): membrane
Source: RefSeq, a predicted model, not a curated record